AUGUUCGUCUUCAAUUGCUGCGCAGCUUCCAGGGCAGAGAAGGCGAAGGAGAGUGUCUUUGACAAGUUGCUCCUGGAUGGCUUCUCUCAAGUUGCAAGCAAGGGCUUGCUGCGCUCGCAGACCUCGAGCAUCGUUCGCCGGACUGUCGAGGGGAAUCUCGGACUGGUUCUGUCGCACUCCCCGGAUCAUUUCGCGAAGAAGCGGGAAAUGACUCGUGGCGACAAAGAGGUGGUGAUGGAUGCUGAUCCGGAGGCAUUCAAUUUCAACAAGGUCCCUUCGGAGGAGCUUGUUGGUGUCGAGGACUCUUCUGAGUUUGCCGUGAGUGUCCUCGCCUGCGGCUCCCCGCUGGCGAUCGGUCACAUGUUGCUGGUGCCACGGAGGGACGCGGCUGCUCCGCAGGUGCUGACGACGGAGCUCCUGCGUUGCGGGCUGGACCUCGUCGGCAAGUCUUGGAGGAGAGACUUCCGGCUCCUCUUCAACUCAAUGUUGGGCUUCGCUUCGGUCAACCACUUCCACUACCAUGGCCUCUACUUGGAGUACUGUGGCUUUAGUCAAAGGCAAUUCCCUGUGGAGCGCGUGGAGCGUUCCACUGUGGGCGGUGGCAGAACAUACGGCAAGCUCUGCGUUGAGCUCCUGGCAGAAUCACAGUGGUACUGUCGGGGAUUUGUUCUGACAGCCGGCGCUGCGAUCGGCGCAGUCGGCGACACCCCACCGGCAGACCUCGAGGCCUUGGCCACUUUCGCCGGAAACGUGAUCGGACUUUUGCAGUCGAGGAACAUCCCUCACAACGUCAUGAUCGCGCCAUACCAGGGCGAGCGGAAGUCAAGGGACAUGGGGGAUAUUUUUGCGGAAGAGAACUGGAUGCCCCUGGCAGCAUCGCCCGAGGUCUACAUCUUCCCCAGGCGGUCGGAGGGCAAGCUGAGAGAGGAUAGUGGUCUCAAUGCUGCAAUCUGCGAGAUCUCGGGGCUAAUCAUGUGUCAUGAUGAAGACUGUUUCCAGGAGUUUGACGAGGAUAAGGUUUCGAACCUCUUCAAGGAGGAUGUGUCGCUUUCUGGCGACGAGUUCGAUGAUCUUAUUUGCAAGGUGGCGUGGAUGGUUUCUUGA
Molecule: messenger RNA, 1104 nt
Organism: Symbiodinium sp. CCMP2456
Lineage: Eukaryota; Dinophyceae; Suessiales; Symbiodiniaceae
Source: the annotation of a GenBank genome assembly